UUGAUGCUGAGACGGGACUGCUGUCAGUGACAGUGAGUCAAACUCUGUUCAGAUUUAUAGAGGCAGUUUCUCUUACAGUGAAUGGACUCGUCACAAGUAUGCGUUGCUAAUGAAUGUGUUUCUGCAAUAUGAAGGAUGGAAGAAGACGAUGUGACGAUCAGAGAGCAGAAUUUCCACAGCCAAGUGCGCGAGUACAUCAUCUGCUUCCUCCUGUUUGCAAUACUGUACAUUGUAUCAUACUGCAUCAUCACACGCUACAAGAGGAAAAGCGAUGACCAGGAAGAUGAGGAUGCCAUUGUCAACAGAAUAUCUAUGUACCUGUGUACAUUCACAUUGGCAGUGUCUGGAGGGGCCGUCCUCCUCUUGCCAUUCUCUAUAAUCAGUAAUGAGAUCCUGCUCUCCCUUCCCAAGAACUACUACAUACAGUGGCUCAAUGGAUCACUCAUCCAUGGCCUGUGGAACCUGGUUUCCCUCUUCUCAAAUCUCUGUCUCUUUGUGCUGAUGCCUUUUGCCUUUUUCUUUUUGGAGUCUGAAGGCUUUGCAGGUUCAAAAAAGGGCAUUAAGUCUCGUGUGCUGGAGACGUUUGUCAUGCUCUUUCUGUUGGCUCUCCUCAUCCUGGGCAUCGUAUGGGUGGCGUCUGCUCUUAUUGACAAUGAUGCUGCCAGCAUGGAAUCACUCUACGAUUUAUGGGAAUUCUAUCUGCCAUACCUCUACUCCUGCAUCUCUCUGAUGGGUGGCCUGUUGUUGCUCAUGUGUACUCCAGUGGGACUGUCACGCAUGUUCACAGUGAUGGGCCAGUUACUAGUCAAACCCACAAUUUUAGAGGAUCUGGAUGAGCAGAUUUAUUGUAUUCAGCUGCAGGAAGAGGCCCUGGAGCGCAGACUCAAUGGUAUAACAUCCAACUUUUAUUUCCAUGGAAACUCUCAGCAUCUCUACAAAGAGCUGGACAUGAUUCGCAAUCAGAGGAACAAACUUGAAAGGAGAAAGAAAGCCUCAGCCUGGGAGAAGAAUCUCCUUUACCCCAUAGUGAUGCUGAUCCUGCUUGCUGGAACGACAAUUUCUGUUCUUCUGGUUGCCCUGAACAUUGUGUACUUGCUUGUUGACGAGACCGCUUUGCCAAAGGGUUCAACGGAGAGAGAUAUUGGCAAUGCCCAUUUAUCCACAUUUGGAGUUGCCCAGGCAGUUGUUGAAAUCAUUCUCAUGAUUUAUCUGAUGGUCUCAUCUCUGGUUGGCUUCUAUAGCCUUCGCAUCUUUCAAGAGCUCACCCCAAGAAAGGACGACACUACCAUGACAACGAUCAUUGGUUGCUGUGUAUCCAUUCUAGUGCUGAGCUCUGCUUUGCCUGUCAUGUCCCGAACACUUGGAAUAACAAGGUUCGAUCUCUUGGGAGAUUUUGGGCGAUUUAAUUGGCUUGGAAAUUUCUACAUUGUACUUUCAUACAAUCUUCUGUUUGCUGUGGUAACCACGUUGUGUCUUGUGCGAAAGUUCACAUCUGCUGUGCGAGAGGAGCUCCUCAAAGCCCUUGGUCUGGAUAAACUGAAUCUGUCAAACAGUACAACAGAUACAGAAUCAGGGAAACAUGCUGCCAAUGGGCAUCAGAAAACUCUGUGAGAAUCAGCAAUGCAUACACUCAAACACAAACAACUGUAUGUGUAUGCGGUUGUUUUUUAUUUUAAUUUUAAGAAUAUAGUGACAUUCGGUCAGAGCAUCAAAAAAGAAAAAAAAAAUGCAAAAGGUGAAAGUGUGAGUGAGAUGGAACACAUUUGUGUUUAAGUCUGAGAUGAGACUCUUAUGUUAGUCUGAGAUGAAGGAUUUAGAUUUAGCCACCUGAAGAGAUGAAUAUCCUAGCUGAGCAGUGAAUAUAGUACAAAGUUGUACAUACCGCUGAUUCUCAAUACAGAAUGCUUCCACCAGCUUAUACUGUAUUUCUACAAUGAUGAAACUGGUGAAACAGUCUGUUUUCACAAUGAUUAAUGGAACUGGUUUAAAUUUUGAUUGGCAAAUUUAGGUUUGAUUUGUUUUUGUUGUUGUUUUAUUUGUUCUGCAUGUAAAUACUUUCAAUUCUCAUAAGUCAGGAAGUUAUUAUUAUUAUUAUUUUUUUUAUUUAUUUAAAUUUUUUUUUUUUUACUGACUCGCACAUCUAAGGCCUCUUGACUGCACCUUUUAAUGAGGUAUUAUUAUUUUUUUAUUUAUUUUUUUUAUUAUUAUUAUUUUUUUUAGGACAUCUAUAAUUUCCCAGUUGGAUGCAAUUAUGGGAAACUAUUAAGUAGUUUGCCAAGUUGAUAAUUCCACAUGUCUGUUACUUCCAAUGAAGUGCACAUAAAACUCAAUUUAUAGGUGAUAUUUUUUCCCUUAAUUGUUUGUUGAAAUUUUGCACCCUUAUAGAAUAGUAUUUUGUAAAAUGAAAUGGAACUUGUCACAUGAAACAGGUUCAGGGCCUGGAAGUCUUUUACAGUUUUGUGAAAACCUAACUGAUAAGAACAGCACACACAUGAAGUAUAAACAUUCUGAACAUACAUUAAGUUAGAGAUAUUUUCAUUUCAGAAUUGACUGAUUCAAUGCAAAUGAGGCUAUUUACAAGAACAGUUCAUAAAAAUCACAUCUACUAGCAAAAUAUGGGUUUUACAGCCGGAUGGCUAUUCUGUAGCUGUUUUCCCCUUAGCAUAUGACAGGUAACAUACACCCUUUGAACUUUGUAAUUGCUGCAAUGCUUUUUAAGGAUCUAUAUUUGCCUUUUUUCAAUGAAGCAUCACUAGCGGACAAGAAAACAGCCUUUAUACAUCUGGUGUGUACCUCGGAAGCUGCUUUGCUUUUUGCAAAUGGCAGAUUAUUAUAACCAUGAACACUGAAUUUGAAUUUGUACAAUUCAGUUUAUACAAUGUGUUUCGUUGACUCUAAUGCUGUAUUUUAGGCCAGCUCAGCCUGUUCAGUUUAGUGGAUUACUGGUGUAUGUAGAUCAGAGUCUAAACUCUUACAUUAUGUACAUUUUUGUGUAGAAUGGCUGUGAACACAGGACUGCAGAGCCAGAUCAUCCUAUAACACACCUUUUAAAGUAUAUUGUGCAGUGAUGAAAAAUUAAUGUGAAGUCGGAGCUGUGUUGGCAUGUAAAAAGUAACUCAUUGAAGGGUUUCCUUAGUAGUUUUGAAAUAUAAAAGAGUCAUAGAAACAUUUAAAUUUGUCUGCCCUCCUUUUUUAACUUUUAUUUUAAAGCUGCACUACGUAACUGUGUGUUCUCAAGCGACAUCUGUUGUUGAAACUUAAAAUUGCAAGCAAUUUGCGGAAGAAUACAUUACGUCAGUCGUGCUCUGGCUCUGCUCUUCUGGCGGAGGAAUCUCCCAGUUUGAGCUUACCUGGACAUCGCCUGUGUGUAAUCAUGUGUGUUCUUAAAUUUUCAAUUUAAGAAGUUAAACUCAUGAUAUGGCUGAUACGAGUUCAGUAGAAGACUACAAUUACUCCGUUACUACAAUAGCAUGUCAAUGCUAUGCACACAAUAACAUAAAACGAGGAUUCAGUAAUGAUGGGGAUAAAAUACACUUUAUUAAACAUAAAAGUAAUAUGUUUAAAUAUGCAAUAUAACAAUUAUAAGUCAAUUUCAGAAGUCAUACAUAUUAAUCAUGUCACAGUAACUUAACCGGACAAUGUAGAUGCACCGUGAUCAGUUAACACAUGAGUAAUGUUUGAUUCAUAAAAGUAUGACAAGCAAUAUAAGCUUCAACAACCCUACCAGAAAACAUAUUCAAGCAUUAAAGCAGGUAAACAACUUUGCCAAACAGAUAACCGAUAAACAUCCAUCUAGACUGCAAUGAUGCUGUCCUGAACUGUGUGAGAGUGUUACUGAACUGAGUUGAACAGUGUAGUUAGUUUCUCCAGCUGGAACAUGAGACAGUCGGCCCUUCGUUCCUUUGUGUGCGGACAUGCCGUAAUGACGUAAGGAUGAACGUCAUAAACGAGCAAUUUCACGCCAAAUCGAACCCGACAGCUCAAAAUACAAAUCCGUUUUAUAGGCUUACAGUAGUGAAUCGGUGUAAGGUAAGGACAUUGUUUUAAACUCUGAUUGUUAAUGUACUCAAUUAGUAGUGGCAAUUUGUUCAUUUUUAACCAAAAAAAAUCUUACAUAGUGCAGCUUUAAUUUUGUCUAAAAGUUACUGAACAUACUGUUAAUUUUAUUCUCUGUACAGUGUCCAGACAUUCCAAUUCUGACAAAACCAAAGGUUUGGAGAAAAAAAAAACUGCAUAGGCAUCCUUGAGUGUAGUGUUAAUGUAAACUAUGUAUUUACUUGUAUAUAAAGUAUAUUUGCUCUUUUUAUUUUUUUAGAAUGUAGAUAUGAAAUGGGCGCUUCAGCCUCAUUCAUACUAUGCUAUUUGAGGAAAAUUAGUCACUCAGCAUUUGUUUAUUGAAAAAAAAAAAAAAAAAACACCUCUGAUGCCUUAAAUAGACUUUUUAGGCUUUUUCAGUUUUAGUCUCUUUUUUUGUCCAGUUUUGAGUUGACAAACUGUGCAUGUAUGAGAUGUGCAAAUGAGUGAAAGAGUGUGAUAGAUUGAUUGUGGGUUUUUUUUGUGUGUGUGUACCUUUUUAUUGACUAAUUCACUGUGAAUCCAUCAUGUGAUUGUCAAUAACAUGGCAUACUAAAAUGUAAGGAGAUAUUUCUAACUUUAACUCUAACUCGGCCAAAGAAAAAUAAACUAUCAAGGCACUGAUCUGGAACUUUGAUAUUUGGGCAGAAAUAAUUUUAAGAAAUAGUUUUCUGCAACUUCUGCAAAGUUAAAGGAUUGACAUAAGGGACAAUGUAUUCAAAGCCUAUGAGAAGGUCAUUAAAAAGUGAAAAUCUUCAGUGGGUUCUAUGGUUCAAUAUGAUGCAUUUUUUUUAUUAUUAUUAUUGUCAUAAAUUAAAGAAGUUACAUGUAAAAUAUGUCUUUUCUUCCAGUUGAUUUGCACAAACAAUAUUUUGUAAGAAAGAUUUUCUGGGGGGAAAAGUGUAUCAUGUUAAUAAUUGUGUCAUUGAAGUGAGCCUUUUUUCAAUGUUGUUGUUUUUUUACAGUGCAAAUCCAAUUUUAAUGUCACUUCUGUGCACGCAGACCUUGUAAUUCCAGAACAACCUGUGUCAUUAGUAACCAUCAAUACUCUCUGUGGACAAAUUCAAAAUUCCACUCCUUUGCUUUAAAUAAAUUGACUUUUUGGGGGAUGUUUCUGUGCCAGGCUUCACACCUUGGUGUGUUAGUUUUCUCAAAAUAGAGGCAUUUGCAGUGAUGUUCUAGAAUUAACUGUGAAAGAUAAAGAAAACUGUUCAUUCCUUAUUCUGUUUUUCAGUUCAAAUUUGUCUCUUAUCUUGAAUCCUCUCUUCUGAAAACUCAUCUUCUGUAGGACACGUUCUCCUUACAAGAGCCACAAAUGAAUAAACUACAUAGCAGUGCUGUGUUGUAUUUUGAUAAAUCUGUCACAUUCUUCAACUGGCAAACAGAACGUGGCCUACAGUACCUACAUACCACAACAGCUUGUUCAUACUGUGCAGUGAUCAGUCUCAUUUGAGUUCUUACUCUCUAGGAGGAACUUCAGCUACAAGGGAAAGCUACUUUUCCUUAAUUCUGUUCUUGCUUGUUUCUUAUUUUACAUGUGUGGAUGUAUUUAGAGAAUGUUCACCGUACCCAUUUGGUGUGUUUACGUAAUUGCAUUGUUUGUGGUGUUUGUGAAGAUGUUCAAAUUUUCUUUGUAUUCUUUUUCAGUUUACAAUAAAGUUUGUGACUUUUGAA
This is a messenger RNA of Myxocyprinus asiaticus (Chinese sucker), 5748 nucleotides long. RefSeq names its product limb region 1 protein homolog. The record is from RefSeq and is a predicted model, not a curated record. The transcript has 17 exons. Bases 136 to 1611 code for a protein of 491 amino acids. NCBI's taxonomy places the organism in Eukaryota, Metazoa, Chordata, Actinopteri, Cypriniformes, Catostomidae. Gene Ontology annotation, molecular function: transmembrane signaling receptor activity. Gene Ontology annotation, biological process: signal transduction.